AUUAAGAUAGCUAAUCUACUAGCAUAUCGUGGUGUUUCUAUGCUAGUUGAAUGUCCGUGUGUGGUUGAAUGUGGGCUAGAAAUACCGUGAAUGUUGUGAAGGAUCAAGCUUGUAAAAUGGCUGGUAUUUAGAAGUGUUUUAGGGCUCUUGGACGACAUCUUUUGUCAGAUCAACUGUAUUGGACAUUUGCUGAUACAAUGCAUUACUGAUCAACGUAAAAAGUGCCUUUUUAUAGCAUUUGCAAUCACAACUUUUAAAUGAAAUGUACCUUUGUUGCCUCUCCCAGUCGUUUUUAACAAAGAACAUCGAUUUAAAAAAUAUUGGGUUCCCUUACCACAUUUAUCUUGGAUCAAUAACGACACAUUAUUCAUGUCAAAAGUAAAGUAGUGUGACGGACAGACAGAGCAACAGGUGAUCCUAGUUCCCGGGCUAGACAUGUGAUUGACAGCCGUUUUAGCCAAUCACCUGUCGGAGAAUCUAGUAAACGCACCAAUAGAAAGCACCCGCAGUGUUCGUGUGGGCGUCUAUCCAGACUGACAGCAGUGUCAUCAGCGUUGGAUUCACACUGGGACACAGAGGACAGACAGGGAGGGUUGUGUCCGCUUCAGAGGAAGGAUUUGCUGUCGUUGUGGCCGACAUACAAGGCGUAAAUACACUGUAAUUGCUGGAGCCUUUUUGGAAUAUCAGCAGCUCUGAGGAUUUGUGCUGGACUGGAAUAGGAUCAAAUCUCCCAAACCACCAAUCCUCCCUCAUGAGGAAAGAUGGGGAAUGGAUUGUCUGAACAACCUAGCUUCGUCUCAAACGUCUCAUUCUUCCAGUCGUUUCACAUCGCCAUCCUUGGCCUGGACUCUGCAGGCAAGACCACCGUUCUGUACAGACUGCAGUUCAAUGAGUUUGUGAACACGGUGCCCACCAAAGGUUUUAAUGCGGAGAAGGUGAGAGUGUCUCUGGGCGGCCACAGGUCUGUAAUGUUCCACUUCUGGGAUGUAGGUGGCCAGGAGAAGCUACGCCCCCUGUGGAAGUCGUACACGCGAUGCACGGACGGCAUCAUAUUCGUGGUGGACUCUGUAGAUGCGGAGCGCAUGGAGGAGGCCAAAACGGAGCUCCAUAAAAUCGCCAAGACCUCUGAAAACCAGGGGGUGCCCCUGCUGGUGGUAGCCAACAAACAGGACUUGAGACACUCUUUGGGACUUGCUGAAAUUGAGAAAUUACUGGCUCUGAAAGAACUGGGCCCUGCAACUCCCUGGCACCUGCAGCCAACCUGCGCCAUCAUAGGCGAUGGACUAAGGGAGGGCUUGGAUAGACUCUAUGACAUGAUCCUUAAAAGGAGAAAGGUGCAGCGGCAGCAGAGGAAAAAGAGAUAGACUUGUUCUGAAAGACGAACAUGUGAAAGACUCGACUGCUUUUAUAUGUGAAGGAUAUGGUCCUGGGUGGAUAGAGGCAUCCGCUGCAGGUCCAGAUUCAAAGUGCUGAGUUUUAUCAGUGAAGAAAAGAUUUAUGACUGCCGGUCUUGGUCUUGUGAUGAUGCUGUUGGUCAGGAAGUGACACUUAAAGGAAUACAGUAUGAAGAUGAGAAAGUUUCAGACAUGUGUGGAUAUGAUAUACAAGGUUUAAAUGGAUUUAAACGCACUAAGGGUUCGGGGUCUGGAAGGGUGAUAGAAGUAAAGGAUGCUGUAUGUUUCAGAAAUGGCUGUUCCAAAUAAUAUCACCAAAAAUAUUUGGGAAAGGCUUUGACAAGUUGAAGGUUUUUUUUGUAAAUAUUGAAAAGUGUUUAAUAUGUAAUUAUUAUAUCUUAUUAUUCUUACACUGGACUUUCUUUGUGAAAGAAAAGUGUUAUCGUGCAUUAUUGCAUUAUUAUCGACUUGCUUGCUGUCUUAUAUCCUUUAUUAUAAGCACUUUAGAUUUCUACUUCAUAUGAAGUUUACAGUUUUUAAAUACAGCAUAUUGUGUUUGAUUGAACGGCAAUGUUUGGGGAAAAUACAGAUGCUACUGUAGUUGGUCCAAUUUGACCACAUUAGACAAGUUGUGCAUUAUAUUUAGCUUAAUAAAGCAUUUAGAGCAAUGUGGCAGUAUG
Molecule: messenger RNA, 2074 nt
Organism: Gymnodraco acuticeps
Lineage: Eukaryota; Metazoa; Chordata; Actinopteri; Perciformes; Bathydraconidae
Gene: arl4aa
Product: ADP-ribosylation factor-like 4aa
Exons: 2
Coding region: 762-1364 (200 amino acids)
Biological process (GO): vesicle-mediated transport; intracellular protein transport
Cellular component (GO): cytoplasm
Molecular function (GO): GTPase activity; GTP binding
Source: RefSeq, a predicted model, not a curated record